AUGGUAUUCCGCAUGAAGGCGAAGAAAGAAGCCAUGUUCCUAAGUAGCGUCAUAAUAUGGUUCCUUGCCCUGCUGUUGGCGAAUGGCGGCGGGGUCCAAGGUCAACCCGCCGCUUUCGGCGUGCCAUACGGAUCAAUGCCUGGAGCUGUCAUCCGGAUCACCCAUCGGGGCCUGAAUGCCCUGAUGGCCAAAAUCGGCCAGAUUAUUACCCAGAUUAUCCCACAAAUCCGAAUUCCUUUCGUUACGAGUGGCACAGCGGCGUUUGGCAUCGAGUACUCAGUGAAGGACGUGGUCAUAAUAAGGGCCACACCGCCGAGGCAAUUUCAGAUCCUGUUGCAGCCUGGCGCUGCCUCGCAAAUCGUGCUCGUCAACCUGAGUUUCCGCCUCGGUCUGCACUUCUACAUGAGUCCACAGGGAGGCAUCGGCGUGAAGGUGGCCGAAUGUUUGAUGAAUUGCGACAACAUCGACGUUGCCAUCGAGGAGAUAUCCGGCAUGAGCCUGCUGCGCGGCAUAAUCAAGAACGUGGUUCGCAGGAAGCUGGACAAGUUCGUACAGGAAGAGGCAUGUCAGGCUGUCGGUACCAUCGGCGUUGACGAAGUGACGAAGUGGAUGUCGCAGACGCUGACCAGAUUCCGCCUGUUCGACAAACUGUUUCCUUCGAAGCAUCAGGCGUCACGAACCAAGCGUUCAAGCUAUAAGCAGUUCGACCCGAACAACGCGUUCAUGGACUUGCUGCAGAUGGCCACCAAACUCGUGUUAGACUUCAGUGUCGUCGGCAAUCCUACGGUUCGAGCUUCCGGCUACUCGAUGUACUUCGAAAUUCCAGUAAAGGGCGAAGUGACGUUGGAGGGCUCAUCUCCUUACACGCCAAUCAGAGCGCAGCCGAUUCCGUCGAAAAACGAGAACUUCGGUAAGAUGAUUUAUAUCAUAGUCACCGAUUACACGUUCAACACCCUUCUGUACCAAAUGUACAGUCACAAGAUGCUGAACCUGGUGUUGACCAAAAAGUCGAUAGCUGACCCGGAAGUGCGCUCGUUUCUGUACACGAAGUGUCAGGACAACGAGUGCAUCGGCGCCGCGCUACCUGAGCUUCAGAAGUAUCCUAUGCAAGCGAUGGUAGUAUACGUCACGGCGCUGGCUGCCCCAAAAGCGGUCAUCAUCGACGGAGCCGUCCGAAUGUCGGCCAAGAUUCGUCUGACGGGCUACGCGAGUUAUAACAACAAGAAGGUCAAGGCCUUCUCUUACGACUUCAACUCUGUCGGCGACUUGAAACUCACCUGCAGACAAGGAACCAUAACCUCGACGUUUACCAUGCAGUCGGUAACGUCGUUGGACAAGAACAAGCCGCUGCCACCGAAGCUGAUCCAGCUGAUCAAACGUGGAAUGCAACAGGAGAUGAGCGGCCUGUUGGGCAGUGACUCCGGAUUCAAGAUCCCACACAUCGGAAUUGGUCAGCUGUCCCGGAUCGAGAUGAAAACCAAACCGAACGCACUGUCGCUGUCGAGCGACUUCGCUGUCAACCAGCAAUUGCUGUACCGAAUGAUUAGUAACGUUAUACAUCGCAAACUGGGAAGCACCGGAGGCAUGCCCGGUCCGGGAAUGGGCAUACCCCCAGGGUUCUGA
Soboliphyme baturini is the source of this 1623-nucleotide messenger RNA. The record is from the annotation of a GenBank genome assembly. NCBI's taxonomy places the organism in Eukaryota, Metazoa, Nematoda, Enoplea, Dioctophymatida, Soboliphymatidae.